UGAUCGUUGAGCAUAGAUACAGAAUAAGACUGAUGAAGCCACACAGUCUUCUGACAGCUUCUGGACAACGUCCGCUCGUCCGCUCGUGCGUUGGAUGCUCACGCCCAUGGGUAUCUUGACCACGAUCUACGCAUUGAAUAUUGUUGCCUGGGGAGGCAUGCUGUUCCUCCUGAUGUGCAAUGCAGCGCCGGCGAUGUGUCACCCUGACUGCGACAGCCUUGACUCGUCGCGCCGAGUCUGGAUCGAGAUCGACUCUCAAAUCCUGAACGCCCUUUUCUGUGUGACGGGAUUUGGGCUGGCGCCCUGGCGCAUGCGCGACCUAUAUUUCUGGGGGCUAUGGCGACUAAGUCGAUCGGAACGAACUCGUCAAAGAGGGCUCGUUCAUCUGGCAGACAUCCAUUCUAGUUGGUUCCUUCGGCCUCGGGAGGUGAUGGAAAUGCUGCCCAGUGCAUCUUCUUCCACCAAACUAGACGUACCACAUCUCAAACCAACUCCGCUCUGGAAGAUGGACGUCGUGGUUUGGGGCAACAUGCUCAACACCGUCUUCCAGAUUUGUCUCGCCUUAUGUAUGUGGACGAUGAAUCGAUUGAAUCGGCCGAGCUGGACGACUGGUCUUUUCGUUGCCCUGGCCUGCCUCGUCGUCGGCUUCGCAGGGGUGGUGACAUGGUUGGAGCAAAGGCGAAUCGAGAACAAUCCCAUUCACGAAGCGGUCUCGGUGACAGCUGAAGGCCCCACGGAUGCUAAGCCUCCGUCUGGGCCGUGAGCAGCAUUAAAAAGGUACCGAACCCGGACGUCCAUGCUGUGUGUCUUGGCGCUGCUCUCACGUUGCAAUGCGGUGGGGCACCAGUUAGUGUCUUACUAUCUUCUAGUCCGAGCACCGACGUACGUGUCUCCACUCGGUUACUGGGGGCCGUUUCAGAAGUUGUAGCUGGACACAGGCCCUCUAGGUGGAGUGAUGGGGGUAUCCUGGACGUUGGAGAACGGGGAGAUACAAGUGUGGCCACCAGGUACGGAUUGGGGAGAGGCACA
Messenger RNA from Aspergillus pseudonomiae, 1029 nucleotides. RefSeq names its product DUF2985 domain-containing protein. The transcript has a single exon. The record is from RefSeq and is a predicted model, not a curated record. The coding region runs from base 95 to 763 and encodes 222 amino acids. Lineage: Eukaryota; Fungi; Ascomycota; Eurotiomycetes; Eurotiales; Aspergillaceae.